AAAGUUUACUUGGCCUGUCGGCAACGUAGGCGGGGUUUGGCGCGAGAUUGAUAGGAGCCCCACACGUAGGGCUUGAGCAGUGCUGAAUAACAUGAUAAGAGCAUCGUUAUAGUCCUUCCAACAUUCUUAGGCUGCAAUUGCAGCCCAGCAUGCGGCGCCAACACAGCGCGGACAGCAGCUGAGCUGAGGAGAGGGAGGAAAGCGGCGGUCGGUCGUCAGGAUGCCACCUCGUCGACAUGAUGGGGAGGAGGAGGAUGGGGGCGGCAUUAUGGGGAGCAUUCUGUUCGGCAACAUUGACGAGGAGGGCCGCGCGGACGUGGACUACCUCGACGAGGAUGCCAAACAGAACCUGGGCUCCAUUGCGGCGCAGCUGGGCAAAGAGGACAACCUGGCGCAGGAGGUGGCGGAUGACGGCCGUGGCGGCGACGGCGCGGCGGCGGCGGCCAUGGUGAUGCCGGUGGCGGGCGCGGUCAACUACGAGGCGGAGACGGAGGAGGUGGAGGACUAUGACGCCCCGCCGCGAGCCGCCGCGCCGCCGGUGCCCAUGCUGCACAGCUCGCUGGGCGUGCAGGCCUACAUGCAGCAGCAGCAGCAGCAUGCGGCGGGCGGCGGCGGCGACGACUACGACGACUACGACACGCCGGCGGCGGGCGGCGGCGGCGGCGGCGGCGGCAGCGCCCAGCCGGCGGUGGCGGGAGCGGCGGUUCCAGCAGGGCUCCGCAUGGCGCCUGGGGUGCCCUCCAUGGCGCCGGGGGUGCCGCUUGCGGCAGGGGCGGCGGCGGCGGCAGGGGCGGCGGCGGCAGGGGUGGCAGGGGUGGCGGCGGCUGUGGAUUUGGAUGCGGACCUGGAGGCGGCGUUUGACAGCCCGGAGGCCCGGCAGGACGCGCUGGGUGUGGAGUACCUGACGGUGCUGCCCAGCGGCGAGCGCGUCAUCCGCCACACCACCCUGCACAUCUUCACCGGCGACAGGCACGCGGCGGACAUCCGGGAGGCGGCGGCGGAGAACUACGCGGCCGCCGCCACCGCACGUGAGCGGCAGCUGCGCAUGCAGAAGCAGCACGCCGCGCGGCUGGCGGCGGAGGCGGUGCGGCGGGAGCGACUGGCCGCCGCCGCCGUGGCGGAGGCCGCCGCCACCGCCGCCGAGGCCGCCGCCGCCGGGGCCGGCGCCGGCGGCGCCGAGGCCGCCAAGGCGGCGGCGGCGGCCGCCGCCGCGUUGGAACUGGAUCCAGAAUUGGACGAGCAGCGGAGGGCGGCGGCGGCGGGGCGGCUGCCGGCGGCGCUGGUUGACGAUCUGGCGCUCAUGCGGCCUGGGCCGGGCGCGGCGGCGAAGACGCAGGCGGAAAUCGAGGCGGCGGAGCUGGCGGCGGCGCUGGCGGCGGCGCAGGCGGCCGCGGCGGCGGCGGCGGCGGGCGUGGCGACGGAGGAGGAGUUGGAGCUGGAGUUUGAGGACGAGGACUUGGAAGGCGGCGGCGGCGCCGGGGCGGCGGGCGGCGAGGGCGCGAAGCGGGCGGCGGAGGUUGAGGCCCGGCCGCGCAGGCCCUGCGACCCCAGCAAAUGCCCCAUCCACAGCUACGUGCCCGGACCCAUGGUGCUACUGCCGCCGCCGCCGCCGGCUGUAGCCGAGCCGGCGGCGGCGGCGGGGCCCGCGGCGCCGGGCGACGCCGCGGCGGCUGUGGCCGCCGGUGCUGCUGCUGCUGCGGGACAGCCGGCGGCGGCGCAGCAGCCGCAAGCGGCAGGGGCGGCGCAGCCGCCAGUGGCGACAUUGCAGCCGCCUGCUGCGGCGGCGGCGGCAGGCGCUGCCGCCGGCGCGCCGCCGCCGGCGGCGCAGCAGCCCACGGACCCAGUGACGGCCGCGUCGGCGGCCGCCGCCGCGGCGGCGGCGGCGGCGGCGGGUCGGCCCCACCAGUCGCACCAACCCUUGGGGACUGAUGAUGACCCGUACGAGAUUGUGCCGGCGGCGUUGACGGAGGCGCUGGCGGCGGAGCUGGCGGCGGCGCUGCGGCUGCAGCGGCGGCGGGACAGCGCGGCCUGGGACCCCGACCCGGGGGACCUGGGGGACGACUACCUGGCCGACGACCUGGCGGCGCUGUCCUCGGCGCCGCCGCACAUGCUGGGGCUGGUGCCUGAGGACCUGGCGUACCCCGUGUUCCAGGAGGACUGGGAGGAGGGCAUUCUGUGGGAGGGCGCGGACGCGGAGGGCGGCAAGGGCGGCGAGGGCGAGGGCGAGGAGGGCGCCGAGGAGGCGGACGGCUUGGCCGAUGGCGACGGACGGGCGGGCUCUCCGCAGCCCGCCAGGCCGGCGUCAGCCGGCGGCGGUGAGGAAGAGGAGGAGGAGGAAGAGGAGGAGGAGGAGCAGGCGGGUGCGAGUGGCGGCGUAGCCGCGAUGGAUGUAGACGGUGGUGGUGGUGCGGCGGCGGCGGCGGCGGCGGUUGUGAUGGCGGCGGCGCCUCAAAAGCGGCUGGCGACGGCGGCGGCUCGGCCACCGGUUGUGAUCAAACCGAACGGGCCGCUGACGGCGGCGCGUGUUUGGCGCGGCCGGCUGCCGACCACCGCUGGCGGCGACCUGCUGUCAGGCAAACUGAGGCUGGCGGCGGUGGCGGCGGCGGGCGCCGGCGGCAAGUACGAGGAGGAGGUCCCGCUGGCGAUGCUGGGCCGGCCGCUGGCUCGGCCGCUUCCGCGGGCUCCGGACCCGGCGGCUGUGGAUGAGCCCGACAUGCGGCUGUACACGGACGGCGCGCACCCGCAGAUGCUGCGGCAGCUGGAGCACUCGGGCUACGCGCCGCCGGGGCCCGGCGCCUUCGCGCGCAGCAGCGCCCGAUACUUCCACCCCGACCUGGCGCUGGCCAAGGGCACGCCGUGGGUGGAGGCCGCCGCCGGCGCUGACGCGGCGGCGGCGGCGCCGCCGCCGGCGGCGCCGCUGGUGCACAACUUGAACGACCCGGCAUUGGUGUAUCGGGCGCAGGCGCCGCUGCCCGCGGAUCCGUCGCCGGCGGCGGCCGCCGUCGCGGCGGCGGCGGCGGCGCGGCAGCAGCUGGUGCUGGCUCGGUCGGCGGCGCUGGUGGCGCCGCCGGUGCUGCGGAAAAAGGUGGUGCGGGGUCCGAUCAUGGAGGCGGCUCAGAGCGAGGUGAUUGGGCGGCAGCUUGCGGCGUUCAAUGUGUCGCAGGACUCGAACUACACACACCAGGUCAAGGCGCGUGUGGACCGCACCCAGAAGUCCCUGUCCAAGCACGGCACGCCCGCCAUCAUCCUGGCCACGCUGCCCGCCCGCCUCACCCGAGACGACCUCAUCCACUUCCACCGCCCCCGAGCCGUGUGGACGCCCGCGCUGGCGGCGGCGCGCGCGGCGGCGGCGCUGGCGGCGGCGGCGGCCAAGGCGGGCAAGGAGGUGGCGUACAUGUUCAAGUCCAUCAACGGCGCGGUGCUGAACCGCAUCAUGGACAGCUCCCACAGCUUCAAGACGCUGGCGGACGUGCUAGCGGUCCGUGACGGCGCCGGUCGCAAUGCGCUGGACAUUGGGUUCCCGCAGCACAAGGAGCUGCCCUGGCGCCUGCUGGGCGGCUGGCCGCUGGCGCCGCUCAGCCCGCACACACACCUGGCGGAGGCGGGCAUCAACAAGCCGCAAAACCACCUGUACGUGCUGCUGCCGGCUCUGCGCCUGGUGAGCCGGCCGCACCUGCCCGAGCCCGGCCAGCCGCUGAAGCCGCCCUCCGCCUUCAGCACCAAGGCCAGCCUCACAGCCACGGGCGGGCGUGUGGUUCUGUUGGAGUACCUGGAGGAGCACCCGGCGCUGCUGGCACGACCCGCCAUGGGGGCACGGCUGCUCACCUACUACCAGCGCCGGGACGACCAGGACAUGACGCACAACAACCUCACAGCGCCCGGGGCGGCGCCGGGGGCAGGCGGCGGCGGCGGUGGCGGCGGCGGUGCCGGCGGCGCGGGGGCGGGCGGCGGCGGCGGCAAGCCCGGCCCCGCGGGCGGCCGGCAGCUGUGGAAGCUGGGGACUGUGCAGCCGCUAGGCCCGGAGAACACGCCCUUCUACACGCCGCUGCCGCCCGGGCUGACGGUGCUGUGUGUGGACACACACAUGUUCAAGGCCCCCGCGGCGCCGCACGACCCGCGGCCUUCCGACUUCCUGCUGGUGCGGGCGCCCAACGGCUUCGUGCAGCUGCGCGAGCUGACCGGCACGCUGACGGUGGGCCAGCAGCACCCUCACGAGCGCGUGCCCGACCCCUGGGACGCCGAGUGGAUCAAGGGCUACAACGGCAACCGAGUGUUCGUGGCGGUGGCGCGGGCGCUGCAGCGCAAGGAGAAGCAGAACCCGGCCGCCAAGCCCUUCGUGACGCUCAAGGAGAUCUCCGACCAGCUGCCCGGCAUUCCCCGCGAGGAGGUCACGGAGGAGGCCAAGCUGCGCGAGAUGCUGCGCCCCGACGUGGUGUGCGCGUACGAGUCCAUGCGCGCGGCGGAGCUGCGGCUCAAGGGCCUGGGGCUGGGGCACGUGCAGCACCUGACCGAGGUGGCGCGCAAUGAGCCGGAGCGCUGGCAGGCCGCCGUACGGCAGCUGGCGGAGCUCAACCCCAAGGCCGGCAACGCGCUGCGCCUGAUUGACUGGGCCGUGAACACCGCCCCCUGGGUCACCACCGGCUCCUACACCACAGCCACCCGCGGCGACAUGCGCCACAGCACAUGGCUGAGGGUGGAGGGGCCCUUCGACCCCACAGGCCGCGGCUACGGGCUGUGCUACCAGGCCGACUGGAACCGCGUCACCGGCCGGCCGGAGAGCCUCAAGGAGAAGCCUCCCGCCGAGGGCAGCAUCACGGGCACGGACGCCGACCUGCGCAAGCUGGGUCACGAGGAGGCGGGGCGCAUGCUCAUGGGCUGGGGCGUCAAGAAGGAGGUGGUGGACAGCAUGACAAACAGGUGGCGGCGCAUCGACCUGGUCCGCAAGCUGGCCACUCAGGCGGCGCUGGAGGGCACGGAGGGCUUCAACCAGCACUACGUGCGCAUGCAGAAGAUCAACGUCACGGAGAAGAUCGGCGGCGCGCGCCGCACCGCCGCCGCCAUCCUGCAGAAGCAGCUGGACGCGCUGCGGCGCGACCGCGACUGGGGGCCGCCGCAGGAGGACUAUGGGCUGCUCAGGCCGCUGAGCCGCCGCUCCGCCGCCUCCUCGGCCGCCGCCGCCGCCGCUGCCGAGGACGAGGAGGAGCGGCGCGCCUACGCCGAGCUGGCGCGGGAGGGCUUCCUGGGAGCCGGCGGCGACAAGGCGGCGGGCGGCAAGCCCAAAAAGGGCGGCCCGCUGGAGGCCAAGGCCAAGGACCGGCGCAUCCGCCGCACGCUGGAGCUGCUGGGGCCGCCCGACCCAGACACCGGCGUGCCGGCGGUGGUGGGGCGGCGCGAGCUGUUGUACAGGGACCGCAUGGAGAUGCAGACCGUCAACAGGGGCCUCAACCGCGGCGAGCAGGGCGGCUUCGGCCAGGCCGUGCUGCACCCGCCCGCCUCCAACUUCAUGCCGGGACCCUACGUGCGCACGCACACCACACGCGGCCGCGGCCGAGGGCGGGGCGGCGGCGAAGGACGCGGCACCUACCGGCGGCGUGGCGGCGGCCGCGGCCGUGGCGGCGGCGGCGGCGGCGGCGGCGCUGACGGCAGCGGCGAUGACCACGACGACGGCUCAGACGACGACGACGAGGAUGACCCGGAGGCGCGGGUGAUGCGGCGCAUGGCGGCUGGCACCACCCGCCGCGCCGGCAAGCCGCGACCCGAGCCCAAGGAGGAGGCCGCCAAGGAGGCCAAGGAGGCAAAGCCGCCGAAGGAGCGCAAGCCGCGGCCGCCGCGCGACCCCAACGCGCCGCCCAAGCCGCGCAAGCCCGCCGCGCCGCGUGUGAAGCAGCAAGCCAACGUGUGUGCCGACUGCGGACAGCCCGGACACAAGGCCUACACGCGGCAAUGCCCCAACUUCGCUGGCGAGGUGAGUCUCAGCGACACCGACGAAACGGAGACGGAGGACAUGCUCGACGACGGCGGCGGCGGCGGCGGAGCCGACGGCGGCAUUGACGGCGGCGCCGCCCCAACUGACAGCGCCGCGCCCGCCGGCACCGUUACCACCACCGGGGCCGACGGCGCCGGCGGCGCCGCCGCUGACGGCACGCCUGGCGGCGCGGGCGCCGGCGUGACGCCGCAGACGGGCGGGCGCGCGGCGCGGCGGCGGCCGUCCAAGAAGAUCCGGGAGGAGGAGGAGGAGCCCAUCGAUGAGGAUGACGAGGACGUUGUGAUCAGCGAGGAUGAGGAUUGGGACGCCUAUGCCAGCGAUGAAGACCUGCCGAUGAACCGGCCCCGCGGCUUUGGCGGCGGUGGCGGCGGCGGCCGCCGCCGCGGCGGCGGCGCCGGCGGCGCCGGUCGUGGCGGUGGCCGCGCCGGCCGCGGGGGCCGCGGCGGCGGCCGCGGCGCGGCUCGUGAGUACCGCGAGCGCGCGCCGCGGCAGAAGCGGUUCAAGGAGGAGUUUGACCUGAUCGAUGACGAUGACGAUGAGGAGGAGGACAUUCCGGAGGAGCCGGAUGAGGACUUCAAUGACGUCUUGGAGGAUGAGGAGGAUGAGGGCGAGGACUGGAUGGAGGAGGGCAGCGAGGAUGAAGAGGCGCCAGCGGCGAAGUACAAGCCCCGCGGCACCACCAAUCGCGCCCGCGGCAAGCCGCCGCCGGCGGCGGAGCCGGAGGGCAUUGCCGCCAGCCGCAGCCGCCGAGCCGGCGCCGGCGCCGCCUCGGGCGGCGGCGUGCCGCCAGCCCAGGAUGUAGAGAUGGCGGUGGCGGCGCCACCGCCAGCGCCGGUGGUGGCGGCGCCGCAGCGUGUGGCGGCGGCGCCGCCGCCGCCGCCAGCUGCCAUCGCUGCCGCCGCGCCGGUGGCGUUCACGCCGCCGCCGAUGCCUGUGUACGCGCCGCCGCCGCCGGCACCGGUGCCGCAGCAGCAGUAUCGCGCGCCGCCGCCGGCGCCGCCGCCGCCGCCACAGCAGCAGCAGCCGCGUCAGUCGCAUUCCACCGCCUCAGGCCGCUCGCAGCGCGCGGCGCGUGCCGCCGGCAGCAAACGCAAAUACGUCGAGGACGAUGAUGACGACGACGACGGCGGCGGCGACGAGGAGGAAGAGGAGGACGACGACGACGAUGAGGAGGGCGGCGGCGGCAGCCGCCGCCGCAAGCGCGGCGGCGGUGGCGGAGGAGCUGCCUCCUCUGCCGGCGGAGCCGGCGCCGCUGACGGCGAAGCCGCCGCCGCUGGCGGCGGGGUAGGAGGAGGAGGCGGGCGGGGGCUUGAGAUGACACUGCCGAGGGCGGAGGCUACGAUGCGCAAGGCUUACUCGGGUGUGCUGCUGGCGGCUCGCAAGGUGAACCUGGCUCUCAACUGGUUCAACAAGGCGCCGGACGUGAGGGAGAUGAAGGACUACUACAACUUCGUGCCGCAGCAGAACGUCAUGUGUUUGGAGUUCAUCGAGCAGAAGAUCGGCGGCAAGCGCCCCGGCUCCACCAAGGUCGCCGACCUGCAGUACGCGUCGCCCGCUCAGCUGCGAGCCGACUUCCAACUGCUGCACGACAACUGCAUGAAGUACAACGAACCCGGCCUCUCGCCGUACAACUUCCCGCCGGCGCGCGAGGCGGCGGGCCGGGUGCUGGCGGCGGCGGACGCGGCCCUCGCCAAGAUCCAAAACAGCCGGCCGCUGCUGGCGGCGCUGGAGUUUGCCAAUAGUGUGGAGCACUGGAUCCAGUGCACUCGCUGCAGCAAGUGGCGGCGGGCGCAGUACGAGCAGUACGCGCGCCUGCGCACGCUGCCCAACUUCCAGUGCGGCCACAUACCGGGCCGCGGCUGCGCGGAGCCCUGCGACGGCUGUGCCAAGCCCGACGGGUGCGAGUGCGUGGCGUAGUGGUGGUGUGGAAUUGGUGUGGUGUAGGGGCGGGGGCAGGAGUGGUGGUGGAAAGGAGGGGAAGGAACGGCGCCGGGGGAGGUGCGUGUGCGGUUGUGGUGGUGUUGCAUGCAUGGCUGCACCGUGCGCAUGUGUGUGUGUGUGUGUGUGUUGAAGAGCACAAGGAGGUGUUUGUGUGUGUGAAUGUUGCGCAGCAUCCAUGGAUAGGUGAACGCGGGUGGGGGGCUUUUUACUGGAGGGCAAAGCCAGGGGAAUGCCGGUCGUGAGGUGGGGCUCGCGGAAUGAGUUUGUGAAGAGCUUGCAUGGCUAAGAAUCAGACAGGCGGGACGUUGCGUUGGGCGCAUGAAAGCGCCGCAUGUGUGUUCGGGCAAGGAGAGGUAGGUGGCGGAUGAAAUUUGGCUGGCCGUGACUCCAGCUGAGGAGCUGGAGUUCGUGUAAGCGCCUCUGUGUUUUCGGGUGUGUUUCAGUCACCCAAUGCUGCCAAGGGGGCAGAAGUUCUCAUGGUUUGGCGUGGCUCAUGCUCGGCAAAGUCAAGGAGGUGAUUGCACUGCUUUUGCGGCGAUGGAGAGGACCGACGUGUCGCCGGAUGGCCGGUUCUUACGCUGCGGCUGUGGCUGGCGACUGAGCAUGUGUAAGCAUGGCUGCGAACAUUCUUGAAGAC
Molecule: messenger RNA, 8564 nt
Organism: Chlamydomonas reinhardtii
Lineage: Eukaryota; Viridiplantae; Chlorophyta; Chlorophyceae; Chlamydomonadales; Chlamydomonadaceae
Exons: 33
Coding region: 221-7903 (2560 amino acids)
Biological process (GO): RNA polymerase II preinitiation complex assembly; transcription by RNA polymerase II
Cellular component (GO): transcription factor TFIID complex
Molecular function (GO): histone acetyltransferase activity; RNA polymerase II general transcription initiation factor binding; RNA polymerase II general transcription initiation factor activity
Source: RefSeq, a predicted model, not a curated record